AUAGUAGACGUUAGGGCAGCCAUCGUUUUACCUAAUUCAUGUCCAACCCAAAAUGGGAAAGAGGUGCAAGGACUGGAGAGGAUAGAUCGAACAGCAAUGGAAUAGCUUGGGAAUUAUGUUUAAAUUGCAAAACCUCGCUUUUCCAAUCCUCUCUGUAGAUUUUAUUGGUUGUAAAGAAGAAGUUACCGAGCCAAGGGAGGGGGAGGACUAGGGAGGAGGACUUGGCAGGAGAAGGAGAACCGCAGGAGGAGGCCUCGGCAGGAGGAGGAGUGCUCUGUGUGUGUUCUAACUUCCCAGAGGAGCAUGGGGCAGAGCGUCCCUGGAGGCAUAAAGACUAUUGACAUGAAGGACCCGGCGUUCAGGCCUCUGGAGCUGGCAGCUCUGGACCACGCCAAGCCCUCCAGGCUGGACCUGCUGCUGGACAUGCCCCCUGCUGGACAGGAGGUCCAGAUGCAGCACUCCUGGAACAACAACGACCGAUCCCUCAACAUCUUUGUCAAGGACGACAACAAACUGGUCUUCCACCGGCACCCCGUGGCUCAGAGCACGGACGCCAUCCGGGCCUGUAUCGGCUACACCCGGGGGCUGCACAUCUGGGAGAUAAACUGGGCCAUGAGACAGCGGGGAACGCACGCCAUCGUCGGUGUGGCGACAGGAGACGCGCCUCUUCAUUCUGUAGGCUACACGACCCUGGUGGGUAAUAACCACGAGUCCUGGGGCUGGGACCUGGGACGGAAUAAACUUCACCACGAUGGGAAGAACCAGCCCAGUAAGACAUACCCUGCAUUCCUGGAGCCGGAUGAGACGUUUCUAGUCCCCGACUCGUUCCUGGUAGUGUUGGACAUGGACGAAGGGACUCUGAGCUAUAUAGUGGACGGACAGUACCUGGGGGUGGCUUUCAGAGGACUCAAGGGGAGGAAGCUGUAUCCUGUCGUCAGUGCUGUGUGGGGGCACUGUGAAAUACGAAUCCGGUACAUCAAUGGACUUGAUCCUGAGCCUCUCCCUCUGAUGGACCUGUGUCGGCGCUCUGUGAGGGUAGCUCUGGGCAGAGAACGACUGAGUGAGAUCCAUGCUCUGCCCCUACCAGCCUCGCUCAAGAAUUACCUGCUCUACCAAUGACCCCUCAGCACAACAACAUAGAACAUGACUCAGAUCCAUGGUCUGCCCCGUCUGUUCCCUCAAUACAUACACAGAACACGCUUAACCCUUGCUCUCUCUGUCUCUGGGAUUUCCCCUCUCCGGAGGGUAACCAACCAGUUCCACAAUUCAGCACAUGACUCCAGCCUCUGGGUUUAGGACUCUGACUCAUCCUUCCCAUCCCUCAGGGCUGGUUUGUACCAAUCACAUUUUACGACGGAGUGAGAACACCAUUGUGUGACGCUUGGAGUGUUCAGGAAGCUGUAGACACUGUGGUUGGUGAUGGGGUCAAGUCUUCUUUCGGGUUUUUAUAAUCCUGUUUUUAUGGUUUACUUCAAUUUAUAUAUACUGGGAUAUCCAUGUCUGUGAUGGACAUGACAUGCAAAGGACUUUAUGCCGAUCUUUACUGGUCCUGAGGACUAGGAGAUGACUGCCACAGUCGUACUCCAGUAUGUCUGUCUGUCUGUAUGUUGAAAUGCAAUGAGUUUGAUGGUACGUAAGUAUGUUGUGACCGCAACACCUCUUAAUAAUGAUUGACUUUGUCUCUCCUUUUCAGUAUGUCUUUUUAAAUGAAAUAUCAAUCAAGUGAUUGCUGUGUGACAUGUCCUGUUGGUAAAUAGUUAGAUUAUUGUGUUGGAAUCAAACCUCCACCCCCCCCCACCCCCCUUCAGGGCCCUUGUGUGGUAUAAUAGAUUAGUAUGUUGCGUGUUGAAAAUAUAUUUGUAAGCAUUUUCUACGCAUAAAGAUGGUACCAUUUCUCAUCUUUACCUGUUGUUCCUCUUCAAUGGUCGAUCAGGAAAUAAUACUCCCUUUUUAUAUGCUUAAGAUUUUAUGAGAUUUCCUUGGAAGGUUUGAUAAAGUUAGUACUCAGUAGAUGAAUGGUGGAUCUAGCCCGGUGAUGACCCAGCACUGACCUCUGAUGUUAAUAAGGAGGUGAUACAUCUCCAUUUCUCCUGGAAGCAGCAGCAGCACCGUAGUUUGUCCCUCAAGGUGACCGCACACCUCCUACCCCCACCCUUUUUAAAGGAUCAGUUCACCCAAAUAAAUAAAAAUAAAAAUAAAAAAAGUACAUCUUUGUUUCCUGACCAUUGUAAGCAGUCUAGGGACAAGGACAGAGUGCAAUCCAAGCUUUGGGUUUGUUUACCUAGACUCCCGUUAUCCAUAGACUGCUUUCAGGGAAAGAAAGUGUCAUUUUGUCAUUUUGGGGUCGAACGGUCCCUUUUUAACUCUGUUCUGCUGCACUAUCAGGUUUUCUCCCUGCAAUAUUCGAAACGCCUGUUUUGUGUUAUGUACUGUUGGGGGACAUCGUAGAUUUGAAGAUGGUUGUUUUUUACUGAAGAGGUUUUUAUAUAAACUGAAGGAUGACAUCACUGUGAGCAUUUCUAGCAUGCACCAGCAGACAGUUUUGUCAUUGCCCACAAAAGCCAAUACAAUCACUGUACACUGUCCAUGUUCUUUCUCUCUGCUUUGGACCCGUACAUAGUGUUUCAUGUAUUUAGAGGACUUGUUUGGGUAUAGGGGGGAUGGUUGUGGGGGAUUCUGAAAUGUAAGCGUAUGUGUGGUGAUGUCAUCGGAAGGUAUGGUGUCUUUUUUUUAAAUUAGUUAACCGUUUUGUUUUAGUUGGAAAGCAUAUGUUCAAAUGGCACCCUAUUCCCCGUAUAGUAGACUACUUUUGUUUUAAUGGUCAGGUGUAGUCCGUGUGUGGCGUUGUGCUGAGCGUUGACCAUGCUGCGCCCAUCCGGUUUUUUAUCUCCUUCUAGUUUGCAACAUCUCAUUUUUCUUUUGUGUUUCUUUAUGUAGAUGGUUUGUAACUACCUAAUAAAAGUUGAUUUCAAAUUAUAA
Molecule: messenger RNA, 2979 nt
Organism: Coregonus clupeaformis (lake whitefish)
Lineage: Eukaryota; Metazoa; Chordata; Actinopteri; Salmoniformes; Salmonidae
Product: SPRY domain-containing SOCS box protein 1
Biological process (GO): proteasome-mediated ubiquitin-dependent protein catabolic process
Cellular component (GO): SCF ubiquitin ligase complex
Molecular function (GO): protein binding
Source: RefSeq, a predicted model, not a curated record